UGUUUCCUCUGAAAAGUUUCUGCGGUGUUGAGAACGACUGUCCGGUCACUUUAAUGGAGGGUGACGAUACCAUCAACGCUUUAUCAGAGAGAAAAUCAAUGGAGGCCUGUAAGAGUCACAAGGAAGCUGAAAGGAGGCGGAGGCAGCGUAUCAAUGCCCACUUAUCCACUCUUCGCUCACUCCUCCCCAACACCACCAAGACGGAUAAGGCUUCGUUGCUGGCGGAGGUUGUCCAUCACGCGAGGGAGUUAAAGCGGCAGACGGAAGACGUAGGGCGGCGCCACCGAGACGGUUGUAUUAAUGACAGUCAACCGUUCCCCGGGGAAUGCGACGAGGCGGCUUUGAGCUUUUGUGAUGAAGAAGGGAAGUUUUUGAAGGCCACGGUUUGCUGCGAGGAUAGACCGGGUUUGAACCACGAUUUGAGUCGGGCGAUCAGGUCGGUUCAGGCUAAGGUGAUUCGGGCUGAGAUGACGACGGUUGGUGGGCGGACCAAAAGCGUUGUGGCGAUGCAAUGGAGCGGUGACGAGGAGCAGAUUGGACUAUUGAAACGGGCUUUAAAGGAUGUGGUGGAGAAUCGGGUUUCUAGGUUAGCCCAAGAAAAGGGACGUAAACGGGCUCGGAUUUUUGGGUCGGAUUGUGAAACUGGCCAUGGUUUUUGGUAGGCUGAGGCAGUAUUUGGUUUCGUUAGUAAUAAAUUA
Hibiscus syriacus is the source of this 698-nucleotide messenger RNA. Its product is annotated as transcription factor bHLH30-like. The transcript is spliced from 2 exons. Gene Ontology annotation, molecular function: DNA-binding transcription factor activity; protein dimerization activity. Gene Ontology annotation, biological process: regulation of DNA-templated transcription. The record is from RefSeq and is a predicted model, not a curated record. NCBI's taxonomy places the organism in Eukaryota, Viridiplantae, Streptophyta, Magnoliopsida, Malvales, Malvaceae. Bases 54 to 662 code for a protein of 202 amino acids.